AGGUGGAUGACAAACAAGCCAUACCCACUAAAGCAAAAACAGUGUACUAUGUUUCCCAAACAGAAACGUUCUUUGAUUUUUUCUUUAACCAAUCAGUCUUCACCUUUUCAUAAAAUCCUUUAUCUGUCUCUCAUUUGGUUGGAGUAAUUUAAAAUUAUCAUUAUCAAUGGAAGGGGUUUUAGAGGAACCUAUGCCACCGGACGAUCUAAGAUGCAAGAAAUCCGACGGCCGUGAUUGGCGUUGCAAACGCCGAAUUGUUGAUGGUAACUCCUUCUGCCUUUCUCACCUCCGCCGUACCCUAAAAUGCCGUCCUACUCCUGCUCCCAACCCUAAACCCGAAUCCACAUCUAAACCCAGACUCAAACCGGAACCUGAGUCUGAACCCAUUAGUGGAUUUGAGUUCAACCCAUUACCAGAAUGUGAAUUUAUCAAUGAAAUUGAGUUUAACUCACUACCAGAACGUGAACCCAGCAAGGAAUUUGAGUUCAACCCACUACCAGAACGUGAACCCAGCAAGGAAUUUGAGUACAACCCACUACCAGAAUCUGAACCCAUUAAUGAAUUUGAGUUUAGUCCAUUGCAAAAACCGUUUUUUCCUCCGGUGGGUACAGUACCGGACCAUUUACGGUGUAAUAGGAAUGACGGGAGGAAAUGGCGGUGCAAGAAGCAAGCUUUGGAAGGGCAAACUAUGUGUGAAAUUCAUAUUAAUAGGGUCAAAGCCCAAAGUAAAAGAUGGCCCAGGCCCAUCGUGAGGAAGAAGAAGGAGCAGGUGAUUAUUUCUCCGGUAGGGGAGAAUAUCCGGUGUGUGAGGAAUAAUGGGAAGGUUUUGAGGUGCAAGAAUAAUGUAGUAGAAGGAUUUUCUCCAUGUGAGAAUCACAUGAAAAAAAAUUAUAGUAAUAGUAAUAGAAAGAAUGGAUUUGAGAAGGAAAAUGUGCAUGUAGUGGAAGAAGAAUCUCCGGUGGCGGUGCCGGGGAAAAAACAUAAGAGAAAGAAAAACAAUAAUAAUGGGGUGGAGGCCGUGGCUGUGGUGGUGGCGGCGGAUGAAUUGAGGUGUAAGAGAACUGAUGGAAGAGAAUGGAGGUGUAAAAGGAGAGUAUUAGAAGGAAAAACAUUAUGUGAGAUACAUUAUGAACAAGCGAAAUUAAGGCAAAAGAGGAUAACAGUUCCUGAAGAAUUGAAAAUUCAGAGAGGUGAAGGAAGUGAAAAAGUAGAGAAAAGAUUGAAAAGGAAAAAGGAGAUUGAGGCUUUGGAGAGUAAUUCUGAUAAAGGGAUGAAGAAAAUGAGGGCAGAUUUGAUUAGGGUUUUCUUAAGGAGAGCAUUAAUUGAGAGUACAAAAAAGAGUGAAAAACAAAUCAGGGUUCAUUUAGGGGAAAUCACUAGGGAUUUGCCUUAUGGUUCUAUGGCUAUCCCUCCUGUUCUUCCUAAUCAAGUUCUUUAUAAUGCUGCUGGGUGUUUAGGGAUCAAAAUCGGGGGACAUUGUUCGAGUUCUUUGGUUACAAGGCGGUUCCGGUCCAAGAACAUUGAGCCUCCUCUUAUUGGAGCGGUAAAGAUUGUGCCUUUCCCUGGAAAGAGUGGAAAAAAGAAAUGCCAUUGGUGUAGGAAGUUUGAUUAUUUGAGUUUGAUCGAGUGUUCGAGUUGCAAAAAGCGGUAUUUUUGUUCUAAUUGCAUUAAUGGGAGGUCUGCUGAUCUUGAAGAAAUUAAAUUGAGAUGCCCCGUUUGUCGUAGAAGUUGUGAUUGCAAAACCUGUUACACUACUCGUUCAAAAAACGCGGGUUCAAAGGAGGCCUUGAAGGAAACUUUUAAAAGAAGCAGGUUUGAGCACUUACAGUACCUGAUUAGUUUCCUUCUGCCUAUUCUUGUAAAAAUCAACCAGGAUCAGGGCGUUGAGUUAGAGAUAGAGGCAAAUUUUAAAGGGCAGAAUCCCGCUGAUGUUGAGAUUCGACAAGCUGGUGUCGGCUACCGGGAUCAGUGCUGCUGUAAUAAUUGCAAAAUCCCAAUACUCGAUUUUCACCGAAGCUGCCCAAAUUGUUCAUACAACCUUUGCUUAAGUUGCUGUCGAGAAUAUGCCCAAGGUGGUGGGUCUCUUGGAGUUGCUCAUCCUGAUGGAACUGAAACACUUUUACCAUGUCGGAAGAAUGUGGAUGGCGCUUCUUCCGUGCCUUUACAAGGCUCAACUUCAUCUCUUCAUAUAUCAUGUCCACCGAUGGAGCUAGGCGGUUGUGAUAAUAGCCUCCUUGAUUUGAGAUGUAUUUUCCCGCUAAAUUGGACCAAGGAACUGGAAAUUAGUGCGGCAGAGACAGUUUUUGAACACGACUUUCUGCAUUUUACAGAUGAUUCUGUGCAUUGUUCGAUGUGCACCAACUUCAUUAAGGCGGGUGUUAAAAGUAAUGAUUUGCAGGAAGUUUCUAGACGGAAAGAUUUCAAUGACAACUUUCUCUACUGCCCUAGCAGUUCUGAUGAUCCUGACUGCUUGCUUGCUCACUUUCAGAAACAUUGGCUAAAGGGACAUCCUGUGAAGGUUUGCAAUGUGCUUCAAUGUACAUUUGCCUUGAGUUGGGACCCACUACAUAUGUUUUGCAGUUUUCUAGAAAACGACUUUAGUAAAUGUGAAAACCGAGAAGAUGCAAUCGAAGCUGCAAGUUGUUUUGGCUCGUAUGAUGUUGAAAUCGGUACUAAGGAGUCAUUUACUGGAUCGAUAGAUGGCUAUAUGAAUGCAUGCCAUGAAACACUUAGACUUAACGCAAAAAUGCCCGCGGCUUUUUCUCAAAAACUCUUGGAAGGACAUUGUAGCGAGAUUAUUCAUUCCUUACCUCUCCAAGAAUACACAAAUCCGAAAAUGGGCCUCCUGAAUAUUGCCGGGAAGCUUCCAGAGGAUUUUCCGGCAUCUAAACUUGGUCCACAUGUAUGUAUCUCAUGUGGUAGUAGGGAUGAAGUUGCACGGGGUGGAUUGGUGACUAGAUUGUGCUGCAACUCUUUCGAUGAGUUCUCCUUUCAGGUAAAUGUCUUAAUACAUGUAGCUGAUACAGCACUUUCCUCGGAACAGCUCAAUGAGAUGAUGAAGUUGAUAAAACAGACUAGCAAUCAGAAGGAUCAGGGUGAUCGAGUUUCUAAUAAAAAUCUCGAAGAUGAUGAUACAAGACUACAUAGUGAUAUCUCAGUCGAAGCUGGAGAUAGGCAUUGGAUAGCGGAUGCUUCUUGUUGCUCAGCGGGCACUGUCGAUGCUCCUAUUGCCAAUAAUCACAGAGAAAAUAAAUCUUCAGCCGCUAAGUUAGCUAACGGUUCUGAUACCAACUCUGAUGAUUCAAUGAUUUGCUCCGAGGCUAGUUAUUGUCCUGAUAAAACUGUUGAUCAAAUUCCGCAACAGGACCAUUUGGAGGGUCUCAAUGUUGAUGACAAACAAUCGCUUCCAGAGUCCUGCGGGGCUCAAUGGGAUGUCUUCCGUCGACAAGACAUCCCGAAACUCCUCGAUUACAUGACAAAGCAUGUAGAUGAAAUAAGUUCAAGAGAUGGGCUUUCAAACGACGUUGUGCAUCCAAUACUCGAUGGAAAUUUCUACCUAGACACAGUUCAUAAAAAGCAACUCAAACAGGAGUUUGAGAUUGAACCGUGGACAUUCAAUCAAUGCCUUGGAGAAGCUGUGUUUAUUCCUGCAGGAUGUCCUUAUCAAAUAAAAUACAUCAAGUCUUGUAUAAAUAUAUCUGCGGGGUUCAUCUCACCUGAAAACGCAUCAGAAUGCAUCAAGUUGAUCAAUGAAAUCCGUGUUCUCCCUAACGAUCACAAGGCCAAACAACUCAAGUUAGAGGUGGAAAAGAUGACGAUAUGGAGCGUAGACGAAGCAAUCAAAGAAAUAUACAGAAUGCGGAGCGAAGAAGGAAGUCGCUGAUAUUGAUAGCGAUAAAAGAUUGAAAUUGGGUGGGGAAGCAAGAGAAAGAGAAUUUCGUGAUCUCGUUUUGCCUGCCAUUUGUGCAGUAGGAAUUUGUAAAUUUUUUUUGAUGAGAAAAGUGGGCUACAUUAUAUUAUUGAUGAUGCUUGAAAAAAACAAAGUCGCUAAUCCAUGUCUCAUUUUACA
This is a messenger RNA of Amaranthus tricolor (Joseph's coat), 4069 nucleotides long. RefSeq names its product lysine-specific demethylase JMJ28. Gene Ontology annotation, cellular component: chromatin; histone deacetylase complex. Lineage: Eukaryota; Viridiplantae; Streptophyta; Magnoliopsida; Caryophyllales; Amaranthaceae. Gene Ontology annotation, molecular function: histone H3K9 demethylase activity; chromatin DNA binding; transcription coregulator activity. The transcript has 11 exons. Bases 167 to 3883 code for a protein of 1238 amino acids. Gene Ontology annotation, biological process: regulation of transcription by RNA polymerase II. The record is from RefSeq and is a predicted model, not a curated record.